Cololabis saira (Pacific saury) is the source of this 870-nucleotide messenger RNA. Its product is annotated as cilia- and flagella-associated protein 77-like. The record is from RefSeq and is a predicted model, not a curated record. NCBI's taxonomy places the organism in Eukaryota, Metazoa, Chordata, Actinopteri, Beloniformes, Belonidae. The transcript is spliced from 7 exons. The coding region runs from base 1 to 870 and encodes 289 amino acids.
AUGGCUCCUGGUGCUGCGCAGGCGCAGGCUGGACCCCGGGGCCGCCUGCGGCUGCGGGGGUCCAGCCUGAAAGAUCAACCGUCAACAGCGCCUGGAGCGUCACAACAGCCGCCGCCACCGACCAGCCUCCUCUUCAUCACCACCCUUCAUACUCGACCCACAAGCAGCAUGGCAUAUCCAUGGGUGACGCGCCUCAGAGACACGCUGGUGACCAACAUCACCAACGCCCCUGUGGGUAAGGCCCGCCGCCGCAGUAAGACUAUUCCUCGUCCAGAUGUCACCUAUGGAACACCCAGCGAGAGGAACAAAAAUGGGGGCGUGGCUGAAGCUCUGUCCAGCGUGGAUGUUCAGCCGACGAGUGAGACACUUCGACCUCCAAAUUUCGUGGAUCUGAACCGGGAUGCGGUGAAAGCUGGUCUGUCGACAUGGAAAGAUAUGAAAAAGUACCGGGUUCAGAAGCAGGACGCCGCAGUCCGUAAGGUCCACGUUCCAAGAGAACGUGGCAGGGCUUUGCCACCGCCACCGCCAGACAUCGUGUUUGGAAUCGCCAGCAGGCCGUCAACACCUAUUGCUGGCGUCCUCUCGCACGAGUACGGUCGGCGCUGGCUGGAGGAACACCUGAGAACCAGCAGCCAUAAAAGGGUUCAGAUGAAACUGACACAAACCAGAACCAGCCUGCUGAGGAGGAGGAGGAGCCCAUCUCUGCCUGCUGUGCAAAAACCAUUCAAGCUACCUCAGAUCACAGAGGUGGCUUCAGUCCUGGACACCUUCAGGGACCCAGCGGCCCGUGAGCGGGCUUUCAGGGCUCGUCAGUCCACGUCGCUGUCCAGGACAGAACAUCAGGGUCCUGGGACAAACGGUCAGGACUGA